AUGCGUUUCUCCCUCCUCCUCACCGGCCUCGCCGCCACCCUCGCCGCCGCCAUCCCCCUAGACGAACAACUCUUCGGCCGCUCCCUCGACCUCGGCUCCAAGCUCCACUCUUCCGACCGCCGCACCGCCCGAGGCGACCCCGAAGGCAACGGCUUCCACAGCGGCUACUUCUACUCCUACUGGUCCGACGGCCGCGGCACCGUCGACUACCGCAACCAGCCCAACGGUACUUACACCGCCACCUGGACCAACGUAGGCAACUGGGUCGGCGGCAAAGGCUGGAACCCCGGCGGGCCCAAAGUGGUCCAAUACAACGGCACCUGGUCCGGCCGCAACGUGAACUCGUACCUCGCCCUCUACGGCUGGACAAAGAACGCGCUCAUCGAGUACUACAUCGUCGAGAGCUACGGUUCCUACAACCCCAGCAGCGGGACCUCCCGUCUCGGCACAGUCAACAGUGACGGGAGUGAUUACGAUAUUUACCGCACUCAGCGGGUGAACCAGCCUUCUAUUGUUGGGAGGGCGACGUUUUACCAGUUCUGGUCUGUGAGGAGGAAUCACCGGGUGGGCGGGACGAUCACGGUGGCGAAUCACUUUGCUGCUUGGGAGAGGAGUAACCUCAAGUUGGGGACGCAUGAUUACAUGAUUUUGGCUACCGAGGGGUAUGGGAGUAGCGGGUCUUCUGCUAUUACUGUGAGGGAGGCUGGUGUGGAGGGGGUGCCUUAUCCUAAUGAACCUGACUCGAGGAGGGACAAUAACUAG
Podospora anserina S mat+ is the source of this 762-nucleotide messenger RNA. RefSeq lists its product as uncharacterized. Gene Ontology annotation, biological process: xylan catabolic process. The record is from RefSeq and is a predicted model, not a curated record. The coding region runs from base 1 to 762 and encodes 253 amino acids. Gene Ontology annotation, molecular function: hydrolase activity, hydrolyzing O-glycosyl compounds. Lineage: Eukaryota; Fungi; Ascomycota; Sordariomycetes; Sordariales; Podosporaceae. The transcript has a single exon.